AUGCCUUCCGUUGACGACCACUAUUACCCUACCGACUCGUCCUUUUUGGACCGUCUGAUAGAUCAAUCAACGCGCCGCACUUUCAAGAAACAGAAGUACUCAUACGAUUUCGAUUCCGACAUGGCUUUCUUCACCUCAGCUUCCACCCAGCAUCUUGUUCCGCCUUCCGCACCCGUACGCAAACGAAGCCAACGUUAUGCCCAAUCCCAUGACGACAUCGACGACUUCCUUUCGUCGGACCUCGAGCUUUCCUUCGCAUCCAAUGUCUCGCUCCAUUCUCCCCCUCGGAAAGACCUCGAUUUAAUGCCCGACUGUGAACCUAUGGACAUCUCUCCUGCCCCUCCUCCAAAGACCACCCAUUCCCGAUUGUCUGCCAAUGGCAGCUCAAAACUGCAGUCACGUCCACGUGCAUCGACUAGUGCAGGUCGUUUAUUUGGCAGUGAUAUCAGCAACAAUAGCCAGUCACUGCUCCCCAGCCCCAACCUCGCUGCUGUUCCCUCAUUGAAGUCAGCAGGUUCUACCCACUCGGCUGCAAAGAGGACGCAACGUUCAGCACUUCCGACGGAAUGGUUUUUAGCACCGAAAUCGGCUCCACCACCGGAGGUUUCUUCCCCGAUGGGUGACCCCAUGGAUGUCGAUACCUCCUAUGUUAUUGACACGGCACCAGCACCAGUUUCAUUCCAACCCGUUCCACAAUCAGCGGCCCCCACCGUAACCGCUUUCGACACGCUUUUCUACGACACGAUGUCUCCCCGCCGUUCUUUUGAAUCGCCUGCUGGACCGCAGCACAAAAAGCGUCGAUCCCUCUCACCUGAUCCGGGACGUAUUCCAGUCCAAGAGCCCUCUUCUUCGCCGAUGGUACCAUCUUCGCCUUCCCAGGGUAAGCUCGAACGGAUGAGCGGGGGACCAUCACUGUUUCGCCUCAAUAGCAAGCCCACUCUCCAGGGACUUGGUGCACCUUCAUCCAAUUUUCUGAAGCGACCCCGCAGGCCUGCUCUGUCUGCAAUGGUUUCGCCGUCUGAUCACGCCAUACAGUCUGCGUAUCCCAUCUUGUCAUCCGCCACCGGCUCUCCUGGUGACGCUGCCAGCCCUGUCGGUGCUCCGCCUGUCCGUCGGGCGUUCUCUGCUCUGAUUCCCAACUCUAUUUUUCCUGAGCAUGAGUCGGAUGAAUCUUCAUUCGAUGGUCCUGACAUGUCCUCGCCUGCACAGGCAUACUCUCGGCGUCAGCAAGUCAAGACGGUCAGAAGGUGUGAUGGGACGGAAGAUUUUAGGCCUCUGACUGGUGCAACAGCGAUGGUGCAAAAGGAAAGUCCUUCUGCCAAAUUCAUGGCUGCAGGAUUGCCAGGGUUCGGAGACAAUGAGUCUCAUGGAAAGAUCCUGCCUUGUCAUCGCGUGACUGAAGACGGACUCAUGAGGAUCAACAGUCAAACGCUUAACGACCUCCUUGAUAACAAGUACGACUCUGAAAUAACUGACUUUCAUGUGAUAGACUGUAGGUUCGACUACGAGUACAACGGGGGUCAUAUCCCGGGCGCGGUCAACAUCAACACCACUGCUGCUGUUGAAGAACUUUUACUUGGUCCCAGCUUGACAAAGCCUAGGCCGUCCGUGAGUGGCGACAAAACAAGAAAGACUGUUCUUGUUUUCCAUUGCGAGUUCAGUGCUAAGCGGGCUCCGACUUUCGCUAAGCACUUGCGUGCCAAGGAUCGUUCUAUGAACAAUCAUGUAUAUCCGAAGAUCUGCUAUCCUGAGGUGUACAUCCUUGAGGGGGGUUACUGCCAAUAUUUCAAAACUUCGGCUCAUCGCUGCGAACCGGCGAAUUAUGUUACGAUGGACGAUCCAAAUUAUGCAUCAUCCCGCCGAGAGGAUCUGGAUCAAUUCCGUAAGGCCAGGUUUGGUCGCCACAAGUCUUAUGCAUAUGGCGAUGGACCCAGCAAAACGUCCCUUGCUUCUCAGCAACUUCAGCAACCAAAGCGUAACACUGCACCUAGUGCACCUCCUUCUCUUUUUGCUGCAGCUACAGCAGCUCGCAGCCGCCGUGGUGGAGGUGCUUCUUUGAUGACUCUUGUGGAAGAUUGUAAUGUCACCGCCGAUGCGGAUGACACGGAUACCGAUAUUGGUGACAGUCCCUGUCCGCCACCCACGAAGGCCGCUGUAUUUAAAACCAAGAAAAAUGGACGAGGGCCUCUCGUGCGCGCAGAAACUUACAACCCUGAUCACGGAAAGUUACGCCUCACUCAUGCCCCCCGAAACACCACUAUCUACGACCACUCACGAGUUCAUAACUUCCGCCAUGAUCCCAUCGAGGCUUUCCAAGCCAUUGUACUCUGGCGCGCCAUUCGUUCGAUAUUCGCCAUUUUUCUUGCACACAAAUUAGGGCUACCACAUAACAAGCCCUUGGCUAACAGCAACAUGCUGUUUUCCAGAACGCAUUUAACCACCCACACCCAACCAUGCCUCUUCAUACCUUUCUGGCGCAGCAAUAUGUCACAUCCUCAAUCGCAGUUAAUGCCGGACUUGAUUUCGGUCCACCAGCUGCAUGGACUACAGACUCACUCACCUUGCCUUUUUUCAUCUCUUAGCAUUGUCAUCUUCUCAUCAUUCAUCUUCAUUCCAUCUUCUCCAUCCAGAUCUUCAUUCUGA
Laccaria bicolor S238N-H82 is the source of this 2643-nucleotide messenger RNA. RefSeq lists its product as uncharacterized. Gene Ontology annotation, molecular function: thiosulfate-cyanide sulfurtransferase activity; protein tyrosine phosphatase activity. Gene Ontology annotation, cellular component: nucleus; cytoplasm. Lineage: Eukaryota; Fungi; Basidiomycota; Agaricomycetes; Agaricales; Hydnangiaceae. The transcript is spliced from 5 exons. The record is from RefSeq and is a predicted model, not a curated record. The coding region runs from base 1 to 2643 and encodes 880 amino acids. Gene Ontology annotation, biological process: positive regulation of G2/M transition of mitotic cell cycle; positive regulation of G2/MI transition of meiotic cell cycle; G2/M transition of mitotic cell cycle.